Molecule: messenger RNA, 420 nt
Organism: Paraglomus brasilianum
Lineage: Eukaryota; Fungi; Glomeromycota; Glomeromycetes; Paraglomerales; Paraglomeraceae
Source: the annotation of a GenBank genome assembly
AUGUCUCUUUCCGGCCUUAAAACCUUUGCAUAUAAUAUUUUAAAGGAAACGGGUGAAACUAUUGACCAAAAUAUCAGCGGAGCUGGCACGGCCAAUUUUACAGAACUGCCACUAUGCUCAACAUAUAAGGAAAAAAUUUUAACACUCACAUACGAAUCGUUUACUAUACUCGAAUGUGGACACGUCUUUAGACGGGACUCUGUAUCUUCUCAAAUAAGUGGCACAUCGACUCUAGUUGAUGAAUUUUAUAAUAUUGAGAUUAAUUCGCCAAGAAUUUCCUCCCAGGAUCGAGACGUGGAUAUGGGUGAGAAGAUUUCGUCUCAAGAUCAAGAUGUGGAUAUGGGUGAUAGAGAUGGGAACAGGGAAGAAGAGAAGGAAAAGGAAUCUCAAGUUGAAACCCAAUCUGAUUCAACAGGAUGA